CACCAGCCUGCCCACCACAGUCUGUGCUAAAAGUAGAAUCCAGAACCCAGCACAAGUAUGGAGUCUUUGCUCAAGUCACCAAUGAAACUUGUACUUCUGACAGCAUGGCUCUCCAGUCUCAUGGACCCAUGCAGCCUCUCUAACAUUUGCAAUUCUUGUCACCAACUUGCAACAUGCAAGGCCCUGAACGGAUCAAACGACGCCUGCUUCUGCAACCGCGGAUAUACUGGAGAUGGAACUACAUUUUGCAAUGAUGACAAUGAGUGCCAGAAUGUGACUAAUAUCUGCGGGGACAGGGGGAGCUGCACCAACACAGCGGGCAGCUACUACUGUACAUGUGUCUCUGGAUACACAUCAACAGGACUGGCCGAGUUCCAGCCCAACGAUGGCACCGAAUGCAUCGAUAUCGAUGAAUGCAAGUCAGGACAGGUGUGUGGACCAAACUCACACUGCCACAAUACGAAUGGAUCUUUCUAUUGCACCUGUCAGCGUGAUUACAUCCCAACUUCAGGCACUAAGCACUUUCAUCCGGAGAAAGGUGUAAGAUGUAAAGACCAUCCCCAAAAAUACUGCCAUGACAACAUCGGGUGCAUCACACAGACCGUCAACAAAACACUCGAAUAUAUGAGCAACCUCACGGAGCCCCAGAGUCUGCUGAAGGAAAUUGCCAAGCAGACGUCCGGCGAACUCACCUCAGUGGAAGUGAUCACAUAUGUUGAGGCCUUGUGUCGAUCCGCAUCAACACUGGCUGCCCAAGAAAAGGAUUACACUGUCAAACCAUCCGUCAUCAACUCAACUCUUACAAAAUUAGUGAAAGCAGUAAACAACUUGGUGGAGAAGGAUGAACUGGUGGCUUGGAGCCGAAUGAAAGAAGAGCGUCGGGAACAUACCAUCACCAAGCUGUUACAUACUGUUGAAGAAAGUGCUCUGACUCUGGCUAACAACUACAAAACUCCAGCUGAGCUCGAAAUCAAAGCCACAGAAAUGGAACUGAAGCUCUUUACCUUUGAUGCUCGUCACAUAAAAGUCAAACUGUCUGCGUCAAUGGGAGGUGAUCAUAUAAAUUUAACUCCAAAACUGAGACCAGAGGACGACAGGAAUGGAAGUGUGUCAGUGGUGUUUGUGCGAUACGACAGCAUCGGUGGCAUCCUGAAGCCGAGCAGCGACCCGGGUGUCACCGACUACUCUCGCUAUGCUGAGACUGGGGAAAUCACUGUCAACUCCCAAGUCAUCGCGGCAGCCGUCAAACCUGCUGACGUUUACCAACUUGACCAUGUCACCUUCACUCUGAGACACAACGAGCCCGUUGACACUGAAGCUGAUGUGACCACGUGUGCUUUCUGGGAGUACGAGCUCGACAGCCUGCGGGGCCACUGGGCCACUCGUGGCUGCAAGACCGUCCACGUCAACAGCAAUGCAACCACCUGCUCCUGCAAUCACCUCACACACUUUGCCAUCCUCAUGUCCUCUGGGCGAGCCAAACUGGUGGCCCACUACAACAUCCUGACCCGGAUCACCCAGCUGGGGAUGAUCAUCUCCCUCAUCUGUCUGUCCAUGUGCAUCUUCACCUUCUGGUUCUUCAGUGAGAUCCAGAGCACCAGAACCACCAUCCACAAGAACCUGUGCUGCAGCCUCUUCAUGGCCGAGUUCAUCUUCCUCGUGGGGAUCAACAUGAACACGCAUAAGCUUUUCUGUUCCGUUAUCGCAGGGCUGCUGCACUAUUUCUUCCUCGCGGCCUUUGCCUGGAUGUGCAUCGAGGGCAUCCAUCUGUACUUAAUAGUGGUUGGCGUCAUCUACAACAAAGGCUUCCUGCACCGCAACUUUUAUAUCUUCGGCUACGGGAGCCCUGCGGUGGUGGUGGCCAUCUCGGCAACGCUCGGCUCCCAGUACUAUGGCACUGAUAAAGUGUGUUGGCUGAGCACAGAAAACCACUUCAUAUGGAGUUUCAUUGGGCCGGCAUGUUUGAUCAUUCUGGUUAAUCUCUUGGCUUUUGGAGUAAUCAUCUACAAAGUGUACCGGCACACUGCUGUGAAAAAGCCGGAAAUCAGCCACUAUGAAAAUAUCAGGUCCUGUGCCCGUGGUGCCUUGGCUCUGCUGUUUGUGCUGGGAGCUACCUGGACUUUAGGAGUUGUGCACAUCCUCAAUGAGACCACCCUCACUGCUUAUCUCUUCACCAUCGCCAACGCCUUCCAGGGCAUGUUCAUCUUCAUCUUCCUCUGUGUCCUGUCCAGAAAGAUUCAGGAGGAGUACUACAGACUUUUCAAAAACGUGCCAUGUUGUUUUGAAUGCCUGAGAUGAAGUAACGCGAGCUGAGCCUGAUCGCUUGUAAAAUAAUAGUCGACACUACAGCUUUGCAAUAUCCUGUGACUCAUGCUGUCAGUUUAAAAAAAACAAUAUGGGAGGAAAAAACAGAUGUCUAACAAAUGAGAACACGCAGCACUUAUAACUUCUAAAAGUCUUGUUUCCCCUUUUAAAGACUGCUCUAUGCAUCAGUAAUUCAAAAACGUUUUUCAGUUUAAUUCAACACCUUUGCAGUUAAUGGUAUUACUCUUCAAAUAACAUAGUUUGUUGUCUCUGUUCUUUUCUGGUGUUUGAAAUUUAUUUGUAAAUUAUUAAAAUAUAAAUGUGGCAAACU
Molecule: messenger RNA, 2635 nt
Organism: Anarrhichthys ocellatus (wolf-eel)
Lineage: Eukaryota; Metazoa; Chordata; Actinopteri; Perciformes; Anarhichadidae
Gene: adgrl4
Product: adhesion G protein-coupled receptor L4
Exons: 16
Coding region: 58-2298 (746 amino acids)
Biological process (GO): adenylate cyclase-activating G protein-coupled receptor signaling pathway; cell surface receptor signaling pathway
Cellular component (GO): plasma membrane
Molecular function (GO): calcium ion binding; G protein-coupled receptor activity
Source: RefSeq, a predicted model, not a curated record